AUGGCCUCCCACAGUCUACACAUAUCAGCGAGGGAUUUGGCGCUUACCUCUAUUGUUCCUCCUUUAACUACUGCUGUAUACCCAAUGACCCACGAGAAGAUUUCGGUAGUCAAAGACACCCCUUGGUUCACCGACAAUGAGUUCAAAGCUUCUUCCAGCGACAAGUUUAUUGACGUGCAUGACCCAGCUACAAACAACCUUGUCACCAGGGUACCGCAAAAUACAGAUGACGAACUAAAAGCUGCCGUUGAAAGCGCUAAUAGAGCAUGGCCAGCGUGGAGGGAUACUAGCAUUGUGGGGCGAGGCAACGAAUCAUGUUCAAGUUUACUCAGCUUGCAAGACUUUGCCGAUGCGAAAGGUGAUGUUCUCCGUGGGCUGCAAGUCGCUGAACAGUCUUGUGGCAUCACUGAGCAAAUGAAAGGAGAGCUUGUGGAAGUUGCCACCGAUAUGGAAACGAGAUCAUACCGUAUCCCUCUUGGAAUUGUCGCAGCUAUCUGCCCCUCCAGGGCUACUAUGAUUCUAGCGAAGUUAUGUCAAAAGGCCGGUUUCCCACCCGGAGUCGUGGACGUUAUUCAUGGUACAGCUAAGACCGUCAACUUUAUCAUUGAUGAACCUGAGAUCAAGGCUAUCUCAUUUGUUGGAGGAAACCGAGUUGGCGAGUAUAUCUACACCAGAGGCUCUGCAAACGGCAAGCGUGUCCAAGCCAAUUUAGGCGCAAAGAAUCACGCAGCUAUUCUCCCAGAUGCGAUCAAGAGCCAGGCUUUAAAUGCUAUUGUUGGAGCUGCUUUCGGUGCUGCUGGCCAACGUUGCAUGGCACUUAGCACUCUUGUGGCGGUUGGCGAGGCUAGAGAGUGGCUCGAUGAGCUUACAGAAAAAACUAAAGAGUUGUCUCUCGACGGCGGAUCCGAGCUAGGAGCUGAUGUUGGACCAGUGAUUUCGCCGCACAGUAAGAACAGAAUUGAGGAGCUCAUAGCCAGUGCCGAAGCCGAAGGUGCUACAAUUUUACUCGAUGGCCGCGGCUAUAAGCAUCCGGAGCCUAUUCCGAUUCCGUUGCCAAUGUUCUCUUUUACCGGAAACAAGAAGAGCAUCGCUGGGGGUGGAGCCAGCAACUUCUACGGAAAGCCAGGCUUGAAUUUCUACACGCAGUUGAAAACAGUCACGAGUCUGUGGAAGCAUGAGAAUGCGAACUUGGUGGAUAAAGUGGCCAUGGUCAUGCCGACGCAAGGCUAG
Molecule: messenger RNA, 1230 nt
Organism: Talaromyces rugulosus
Lineage: Eukaryota; Fungi; Ascomycota; Eurotiomycetes; Eurotiales; Trichocomaceae
Exons: 4
Coding region: 1-1230 (409 amino acids)
Biological process (GO): thymine catabolic process; L-valine catabolic process
Cellular component (GO): mitochondrion
Molecular function (GO): malonate-semialdehyde dehydrogenase (acetylating, [NAD(P)+]) activity; methylmalonate-semialdehyde dehydrogenase (acylating, NAD+) activity
Source: RefSeq, a predicted model, not a curated record